Molecule: messenger RNA, 975 nt
Organism: Aspergillus caelatus
Lineage: Eukaryota; Fungi; Ascomycota; Eurotiomycetes; Eurotiales; Aspergillaceae
Product: NADP-dependent oxidoreductase
Exons: 4
Coding region: 1-975 (324 amino acids)
Molecular function (GO): oxidoreductase activity, acting on the CH-CH group of donors, NAD or NADP as acceptor
Source: RefSeq, a predicted model, not a curated record
AUGACUCGUCAAUCUCUGUCCUUGAAGCUCGCCGAACGUCCAUCGGACGACAUCGUACCUGGCCGCACAUUCAAGCAAGAAACCACUCCCGCACCCAACACAGCCGACCUGAACGAAGGUCAAAUACUCAUCGAAGCAUUAUACCUAUCCCUCGACCCGGGCAUGCGCGGCUGGCUCAAUGAAGCAGACUCCUACCUCCCAACUCUAAAACUCGGAGAAACCAUGCCCGGCUUCGUCAUUGCCCGCGUUCUGGCAUCCACGUCCACCCAAGCACAGCCGGGAGAUAUAGUCACCGCCAUGACAGGCUGGUGUGAGGUGGCCAUAGCAAAUGAAGACUAUUUUGAGAAGCUAGCGGCACCGCUGCAUCCUAAUAUCAAGGCUGGGGAGACGGUUGUUAUUAGCGGUGCUGCUGGUGCUACGGGGAGUGUGGCUGGCCAGAUCGCGAAGAUUAUGGGUGCUAAGAGAGUUGUCGGAAUUGCGGGGAGUGAUGAGAAGUGUACCUGGUUGAAGAAGGAUUUGGGGUUUGAUGAUGCACUCAACUAUAAGAACUCUGAAUUUGAAAGAAAGCUUGCAGAAGCAACACCGGAUGAUAUCGAUGUCUUUUGGGAUAACGUUGGAGGAGAUAUUCUUGACGCAGCCUUGGCCCGCGCGAACAAGUUCGCCAGAUUUGUUAUGUGUGGUGGCAUCAGCCAGUAUAACACUUCCAAGCCCCAAGGUCCAAGGAACUUGAUGAACAUUGUCACCCAUCGGAUCAGAAUGGAAGGAUUUGUUGUCUUUGAUUAUCAAUCAAAGUUCGAGCAUGCACGGAAUAAGCUUGCUCAAUUGCUUGCAGAGGGAGCAAUCAAGCGAGAGGUUACUAUAGUCAAAGGCGGCUUGAGGAGUGCUGGGCAGCCUCUACUGGAUAUGUUCCAUGGCAUGAAUACUGGGAAGCUACUCGUGGAGAUAAAGCAUCCGGAUGAAGCUUUCAUUCCUUAA